GCUUGGCAGGUUAUAAGCAAGGCUGGAACCACAGGCUGUCUAAUUCUGCAGAAAAAGGAAACUCAACACAUCCACCUCUCCUUGCAACUUUUAGUAUUAAGUGCUGAUCUUUCUUCCAGCAUGUUAAAGGAUUCCAUGUAAACAUGAAACUCCAGAGCUGGGCUCGUUGCUCCCCAUAACUACAACCCCUCGAAAUACAACACUAACUGCCUUUGGAACAUUAGUGGGUUUGGGCCUAAGUCUUACGUGAAGACACAGUCCAGCAAGCUGGUAAGGCCAGUUUGGGCAAACAAGGAAGGAACAGAGUACUUUGGAUUCAAAGCAUGCAGGUAUUGUCCAACCACUACCCAGGGCUACCAGAGAAACGCCAGCCAGCAGCCCCCUUCCAGCAGGCAGCACACCCACCCAGCAGCACCUUCUCCAGGGCUCCUUCCCCUCCUCAGAAGCCCUCGAACCGGACCAGGCCCUGCCGAGCUCACAGAGGGGCCCCUCCUGUGCCAGGGCCACAGCACCCACUGCCAGUGCCAACACACAUCCUACCACCGGCCUCAGGGUUCACUCCAUCCUCUAGUGAACCUCGGAAGACAGAGGGAGUCCAGUCUGAAAAAACAGCUUUAUCAUAAAAAUACAACUCAGUUUGCUGAUAAAACCUGAAAAGGAGAAUGCUUCCCCUACAAUCUUCGUGGACAAGUUCUGCAAGCAAGAAGAGCUGUGAUGAGUUAGUAUUAUUAUUAUUUAAAUUCUGGUAACAUUUCAUCAAGUGUAGAAAGAAUAUUUCAGAAAAAAAAAGACACAGAAAUUUCUUACUACCUAAAGGGUGGUUUCUGACUUCUCCUCUGCAAGACAAAGUCAUCCUAGGAGGAACUGCACGAGUCCACGAGAAAUGCACCACAGCCACAGGUUUAUCAGCACGUGCACCCAGCCCUAAGUACCUCACUGAGAACAACCUUUGACAGACAAUAACAGAGACCAGUUUACCACGGCCAACGCACCUUGAUCUGAGUUAUUCAUUUACAAGCUGCAUCUGUGAUCACAGGCAGGGUCAGUGACAGAAACACUGGCUCAGGCUGUGUCACAGCUGGAGUCACUCCACUCCUGAGACAGACACAACAAUAUCCUCUACUGAUCUAUCAAAGUUCAACGGUAAAUGCGACAGUGAUUUAACAAGACUCGACAGCAAGGUAGGCUAUGGAUUCCUGGAAGGAAGCCAUAAGCCACAGCUGGAUUUAUCCCACGGUGAUCAUCUGUGCAAAUGGAUUUUUCACCGCAAUGAAGCCAUCAGAUUCUUUUGUCACCCCUUAUCUAACGGGGCCAGACAAAAACCUAACGAUUGAAGAGGUUACCAACCAGAUUUUGCCCGUUUGGACAUACUCUUACCUCGCCCUCCUGUUCCCAGUCUUCCUGCUCACAGACUACCUGCGCUACAAGCCCGUCCUCCUCCUCCAGGGCAUCACCCUCAUCGUCACCUGGCUCCUGCUCCUCUUCACACGCGGAGUGCUGGCCAUGCAGGUGGUGGAAUUCUUCUACGGGCUGGUGACGGCCACUGAGGUGGCCUAUUACGCCUACAUCUACAGCGUGGUCAGCACCGACCGCUACCAGAGGGUGACGAGCUACUGCAGGAGCAGCCCUCUGGUGGCAGCCACUGUUGCCGCCGUGCUGGGACAGCUGCUGGUGUCCUUGGCAGAUGUGUCCUACUUCCACCUCAACACCAUUUCUUUGGCUUCCGUGUCCCUGGCCUUCCUGUGUGCGUUUUUCCUCCCCAUGCCCCAGAAGAGCAUGUUCUUCCACAGGAAAGAUGCCUCCCAGUCUCUCCCAGGGCCUGACAUAGUUGAGGCUCUGGCUGGUUCUGACCGUCCCUCGAGCUGCCAAGAGGACACGAGCCCCGACUCCGCUGGCAGGGGCCCAACACCCCAACAGCAGGCUGGGAAUGCCAAGCCCCGGAAUCACAUGCUCAGAGUGCUGGUGCAGCUGAGCAAGGACCUGAGGGAUUGCUACAGCUCCAGGAAACUUCUCUACUGGUCCCUGUGGUGGGCUCUGGCUACAGCCGGCUUUUAUCAGGUCGUGAAUUAUAUCCAAGUGCUGUGGGACUUCCGAGCCCCCUCUCACAGCUCUGCAGUGUACAAUGGAGCUGUCGAAGCACUAGCAACUUUUUUAGGUUCAGUAACAUCCAUGGCAGUUGGAUACGUCAAAGUGAACUGGGAUCUCUCUGGAGAAUUGACCUUGGGAAUUUUCUCUGCAAUGGAUGCUGGUUCUCUGUUUCUCAUGUACUUCACUGGGAACAUCUGGGCAUGUUAUGCUGGUUACAUUGCAUUUAAGGCUUGCUAUAUGCUCCUUAUAACAAUAGCCACGUUUCAGAUUGCUGUCAACCUGAGCAUGGAGCGUUAUGCUUUGAUGUUUGGCUUCAACAACUUUGUUGCACUGGUGAUUCAAACAAUUUUAACUAUUAUUGUAGUAGAUUCAAGAGGUCUGGGACUGGAUAUCAGAACUCAGUUUCUCAUUUAUGGCAGCUACUUUGCAGUCAUAGCUGGAAUUUUCCUCAUCAGAAGCACAUACACCAUUAUCUCCAUCAAACGCGGCAAUACCAGCGCGGCUGGUGAAAGCACUGGUCAUUAACAACAGAGACAAGAACGGUCACAAGCAACAGUGCAAAAGACUCCAUCACCUGAACAACAAUAUAUCAUGUUCCAUCAAGCAAAACUGGUGCAGGCUGAAGCAGGCUGUUAACAAGCCUACAGCACAGACAGCUUUGUCAGCAGCAAUGCAUUUUGCCUGUUUUCUUCACCAGUAGUUUAAUUCAAAGUUAGUGAUCGACACCCGAACUUUGAUUAAUGCUCUGAAAGAACAAGUACAGGCAGGUGCCUGAACUUCACACCAGAAGAACUUACAGAACCUCUGAAAUGUCACUUCUACUGAGCAUUUCAAUUAAAGGCAAUUUAGACCUCCGGACAUUCCUAGGGAAUAUAAAACAACAGUUGCCCCUGGCAGCAAGAUAUCUGUUGGAAAGAUUGCCACAAAGGAAACUUAACACUUUUUCAACUGGAAGUUGUGAUAUAGAUUUUUGAAACAAGUUAACAAAUAGCAAUAAACAAUUUUUUUCCCCCGAAAGACGCUACUCAAAUGUUGGAUUACUACCAUGUGAUUUAGUAUAGCAAUUCUGUCACUUUCCCAAUGGUCAAAUGCAGGCAUUUCAGAUUCCACACAGACAAUGCACCCCUCAAAAAUGUGAAGUGACAGCACUGUAAGGAAAAACAUGUCAUUAUAUACAGAUCAACUACUACUGAUGCAAUGACAGCUUUACCGUGAGUUUGUUGAAGGAGCAUGAACACAACACCCUGACCUUCCCUUUGAGUGUCUGCCUUGAUAAGCAUUUGCAAUAAUUAUAUCCAACAACUGCCAUGACCCACACACACUUAUCUUUGGAAGCAAAGAGCCUCCUAAACUAACUUAUUUUUAAACCACAGGGAGACACUUCAGUUGCUAUACAGAACAGUCUUAAAUAACAUGACUUAAAGUUUAAAUAUAACUAAAGCUAAUUAGGGAAUGUUCUUCCAACUGUCCACUUUCUAGUCAACUGUAUCAGACAGCAGUAAAUUCCACUGUAUUCCUUUACCACAACUUAGAGAUUCGUCAAGACUCAGAAUUAACCAACCCACUUCAUCUCACAAAAAAAAGUAAAAAUCAUCAAUUCCUUUCAGAACAGUUUUGAAACGCUACUUGAGCUCAUUUUCACGUCCCAGUAAGUUUUCCCUUCAAGAGGGCAGAAUACUUGCAUCAUAUAGCUUUCUUUCAGGAAUUCCAACUAAAUUUGGUGCUUUCCAAAUUAAUUUUUUGCUUCAGCAUUUGUUUCAACAUGGUAUUUGGAUGUUUGCAGCCAUUAAAUACCUUUCAACUGCAGUACCUGGACAUCACAUCUGCCUUUCAGAACAAGAUGCAUCCACUCCUACAACUGUAGCCUCUUCUUACACACAUAACAGCUGACAUUUUAGGACUGAAGUACUAAUCUAGGAGGUCUCCAUAUUUCUGUAUAAGAGGGCUGAAGUUACCAAGUGAAGUUCUUUGAUGCUAAAGCAUGAAUACAGCUUUUUGGCAACUAUGCAUGAGCAAUGGUGUGAACAACUGCAGAGACUUCCAAGAUAAAUUUAUAAUCACAGGUGAAGAAUUCAUUUAGUAAAUAUGGCUAUUUUUAAAACCUAAUCAACAAAACAGCUACAGUGGCAGUUUCUGCUCAACCUACAGAAGACUCAAAACAACACAUGAUCUUCAGCUGCUUGUCUGGAGUUUGGAAAAUGCAAAAUUAGUGAACAUAGACUAAACAGAUGUGGUUGUGUAUAGUGGAGGUUGCCAAUCUUUUAUCUGCAUUUAACCUAGUUAUGAAAACUAAGGUAUUCCACUACUUCUGCAGCACAUUCUAGAACUACAUGCCUUGCAUACUUAAAUCAAUUUUGGUAUCACCAAGAAUCAGCUUCAUUUGGAUAAGGACAAUUUCAAUAGAUGUUGAUCUCAUCAGCCCUUGCCCAAAGCCUCAUUUAUACCAAUCAAGGUGAAGCAGGCACAGGAUUGUUCCCCUUUCACAACACUGUCUGUCUCCUUUUCAGGACAUUUGGUUGAUUUGAAGACAAAAGCAUUACCUUAAAUAAUUUUACAAUCAGAGGUCAAGCCUUUCAAAUGUCCUAGAAAUAAACAGAUCUAACAUUCAGGCAGUAAAUUAAAAGUGGAGUGUCUUACCUUCAAGAAUUGUCAUGGUUAUCUCAAAUGGGCUUAUAUACCCUUUUUCAAAAAAAGUAAAAAUAAAAAUCAACCUCACCUUAUUUAUUCCUGUUAUCCUGAAAGCUGUAAAAUUUUUUCUCCAGCUGGUCCAAAACCUUUAAGCUUGCAGUUUAUGUAUUCAUGAUAUAUUUAUAUUAUUUGCUGAGUUCCAGUAUUACACUUUAAGUUAAGCCAAAUUAUUUCUGUGUUUAAAACACCAUCACCAACUACUCUGAUACAAUUACAUUUUCUCAAACCUUAUUACUAUUACAGACUAGACAAGUCAGACAUUUUUACCCCCUCUACAAAUUCCAUUCUAGUAAGGCAGGAAACAUUCCUGUAAAUUUAAAAAUGACAAAUUUAAUAUUCCAGAGGAGCUUUUACUAAUAUAUAUCAGUUUUUAAUAAAAAGUGCUAUUACAUCUGUGGUACCUUGUCCUGCUGUCACACAUUCUGUUCUCAUCACAACUAGUUACCCUUAAUCAGGUGUCUUUUGCAGCAAACCCUUUCUUGAGUGACUACCCUCUGCAUUCCUUCAGUGUCCUUCACUACAGAUAUUCUAUCCAAAUAACCCAAGCUCAUCUAACACUCUCCUGUUUGAUAGGUCACUUCACUUGAGCUAGAACAGCAAACUCCAUUGCAGGAUACAAAGAAACAUUUCCAAGUGAGGCAUGUAAAAAUUUUAAGCUUAACUCAUUCUCUGGAUACCUCAUCUGUGUACAAGACUUGCAGGAUGCACAUUUUCAUCCAAUAAAUGUU
Messenger RNA from Lepidothrix coronata (blue-crowned manakin), 5504 nucleotides. Its product is annotated as thiamine transporter 2-like. Gene Ontology annotation, biological process: vitamin transport; transmembrane transport. Gene Ontology annotation, molecular function: thiamine transmembrane transporter activity. Gene Ontology annotation, cellular component: plasma membrane. Lineage: Eukaryota; Metazoa; Chordata; Aves; Passeriformes; Pipridae. Bases 1189 to 2613 code for a protein of 474 amino acids. The transcript is spliced from 9 exons. The record is from RefSeq and is a predicted model, not a curated record.